UAACCACAAGAGCAGGUCCAAACCACAACAAUAGUCAAAAAGAAAGAACAAUAAUGCACAACUUGCUACAACUUCCAGAUCAAAAGCUUCCCCAAUAAAACAUUCUGUAAGAAAAAUUUAAAUGCAAAUUUUCAUCUGAACACAAAACAGAACAGAACAGAAAUGGAGGAGGUGAGACUGCUGGGAGUUUGGUCUAGUGUUUACUGUCACAGAGUUAUCUGGGCUCUAAAACUCAAGGGAGUCGACUAUGAUUAUAUCGAAGAAGAUUUAGCAAACAAGAGCAAUGAUCUUAUACGAUAUAAUCCAGUGCAUCAGAGGAUACCAGUCUUUCUUCAUAAUGGAAAACCUAUUGUGGAAUCCAUUAUUAUUCUUGAGUAUAUCAAUGAGAUUUGGCCUCAGAAUCCACUGCUUCCAGCUGACCCUUAUGAGAAGGCCAAAGCACGAUUUUGGGCAAAAUUUCUAGAAGAUAAGAGCCCGACCUUCUAUACUUAUUUCCGAGCUGUCGGGGAAGAGCAAGAGAAGCUGGCAAAUGAAGCUAAAGAAUUGCUUCGAAUAAUAGAAGAGAAAGGAUUAGGAGAAAACAAUUUUUUUGGUGGGAAUCAAAUUGGGCUAACUGAUCUAUGCUUGGGAUGGAUUGCUUGCUGGCUGGAAUUAAUGCAAGAAGCAGCGGGAAUCAAACUACUGGAAUCUGAUAACCUUCCCAGGUUGCUGGCUUGGAGCGAGAGAUUUAAACAAGUCCCAGAGAUCAAAGAGUGCCUACCAGAUAGGGUUAAGAUGCUGGCCUACUUCCGAAAGUUAAGAGAGAGAUUUACUGCACCCUGAUCGAAGGAGAAUAUUUUUUCCUAAUAUUGGGAGUUCAUUUCGCAGAGAAAAUUAUCCUAGGCCAGUCAAAAGAAAGCAAGAGACAGAACACGACCACCCAUCCAAUGCACAAGACUCCCACCUAAAAGGCGAGGAAGAAAAAGAAAGGCAGAAUAGUCAAAGAAGGAAGCCUAAACUUCAGCUUCUUCAAAUGGAUCUUCAAAAUCUCAUAUUUUACCUUGUAUUUGGCAUAAAUGAUAGGUUUAUAACUCAAGUUGAUUUAAGUUCAAUAAGAAUUGGUUUAAUACUGUA
Spinacia oleracea (spinach) is the source of this 1113-nucleotide messenger RNA. Its product is annotated as glutathione transferase GST 23-like. Gene Ontology annotation, biological process: glutathione metabolic process. The transcript has 2 exons. Gene Ontology annotation, molecular function: glutathione transferase activity. Bases 163 to 822 code for a protein of 219 amino acids. Gene Ontology annotation, cellular component: cytoplasm. The record is from RefSeq and is a predicted model, not a curated record. NCBI's taxonomy places the organism in Eukaryota, Viridiplantae, Streptophyta, Magnoliopsida, Caryophyllales, Amaranthaceae.